AUGUGGAAAUUCCUGUUGGUAGUGGCGCUGGUAUCGACCGCGCGUUCCAAACAAAUUCCGUCCACUACCGAGCUGGUGACCACGUCGGUCGCGACGGCAACCGAUCUCGCCACGACUCCAUGGCCCGGGGCGCUGGCGCCUCUCGACACGCUCACCGUCGCGUGCGAGCGAGACAACAUGCACGUGACCAUCUCCCUCGCGCACACGCAGCCCCACGAGAACAGUGUCUACGACACGUUCAACGGCAUCGUUUACCCGGCGGGCCUGGGCAGCAACUCCUCUUGUCUCCGAGAGUACGUGUCGGCCCGAGGCGACCUGCAGUACACCCUCCCCCUCAAGGGCUGCAACACCAUGUCCACUGAUGACGAGGACGGCACGGUGGAAUACUAUAACAACAUAAUAGUGCAGCCCCACCUCCGCCUAGUGACCGGACAGGGGCGUGGAUACCAGGUUCGCUGCCGCUACCGUCGACGCGACCUCACCAUGUUCAAUCUUCACCGUCCGCACGCAGACAGACUGACAAGCAGAGACGGUUAUAACAGUGACGAGUUCGACGAAGAUUCAGGUUUGCUGCCAUCAGUUACAAUGAAAAUUUACAAAGGUGACCCCAAGGAUAAACAGGUGGCGUCUAACGUGCGCAUCGGAGACACCCUAACGCUGUUGGUAUCGCUUGAGAAGCAGCGCCGCUUUGGAUUGCUAGUGUCCGAGUGCGCUGUGCGCGACGGACUGGGCUGGGCCGAACAGAGCCUCAUCGCAGACGAUGGAUGUCCGUUAGACGGCGAGAUCAUGGGCCAGUUCCAGUAUUCCCGCGACCGUCGGGAGGCGCGUGUGUCUUUCCCAGCCCACAAGUUCCCAUACACCGCCAGCGUCUACUACACCUGCGAGGUCAAACUGUGUGACCUCAACCACCCCACGGACUGUGAGCCGUGUGCACACAAAAAAGGCAAGCGUCUCCGUCGUCAGUCGGACGAGGGUGAGCCGGCGACAAUCGAGGUGUUUUCCGGCCUGUACGUCAACGAAGCCGACUCGCUGGAGAACGACGAAGUGACCAGCGAGAAGAAAGAAGACGAAAUCUGCAUAUCGCAGCGUAUCUUCGCGAUCGGCAUUUGCAUCGCCGGCGUUAUACUGAUGAUAUGCGUAAUAGCCGCCAUCGCUUUCAUACUGGCACGCAGACGCAACCCGAAGACCUACUCGCGAACGGGCAGCUCGCUCUACAGCGGGCCCUACACGAACACCGGCUACUCGCACACGAGC
Iphiclides podalirius (scarce swallowtail) is the source of this 1254-nucleotide messenger RNA. The record is from the annotation of a GenBank genome assembly. NCBI's taxonomy places the organism in Eukaryota, Metazoa, Arthropoda, Insecta, Lepidoptera, Papilionidae.